This is a messenger RNA of Pochonia chlamydosporia 170, 789 nucleotides long. Its product is annotated as short-chain dehydrogenase/reductase SDR. The record is from RefSeq and is a predicted model, not a curated record. The transcript has a single exon. Lineage: Eukaryota; Fungi; Ascomycota; Sordariomycetes; Hypocreales; Clavicipitaceae. The coding region runs from base 1 to 789 and encodes 262 amino acids.
AUGUCAUAUAACCCACAGAAGAAACCAAUCGUUGCCGUCGCCGGCGUAGGACCCGGGAUUGGCGAAGCUGUUGCCCGUGAAUUUGUCUCGCACGGCUUCGUCGUAGCUCUCAUUGCGCGGACCGAAGAAAAGCUCCAAACCAUCCGUACCGCCAUUGAAGAAACAUACGGAAAAGGCACAGCCCGAUACUACAGCACUGAUCUCCGCGUCGAAGAAGAUGUCAAUUCCAGCUUCAAAAAGAUCCGCGACGAACUAGGCCCCGUCAACGUACUAGUCUACAACGCCGGUGCGCGCCGCGUCAACGGCCGCUCAAUCCUAGACACCACGACCGAAGAGUUCGAGGGCUUCACCAAGAUUAAUCUCUUCGGCGCGUUUUGGUCGACAAAGUGCGUCCUGCCGGAUAUGCUGGACGCUGGCCACGGCACCAUCAUCUACACCGGCGCGACGGGUUCGUUGCGCGGCAUGCCGGGACUGAGCAGCUUCUCGCCGGGGAAGUUUGGUCUUCGGUCGUUGUCGCAGAUUGUUACGCGGGAGUACCAGAGUCGUGGGAUACAUGCGGCGCAUCUGAUUAUUGAUGGGCCGGUUGAUGGGGUUUUGAUAGGGGGUGUUGUGAGGAGGCAGUGGGAACGGGUUGGCGAUAGGGAGAAGUUGGGGGAUGUUGAGGCGCAUUUGAUGCAGCCGGCUGAUUUGGCUGGGAUUUAUUGGUAUUUGCAUACGCAGCCGAGGAGUACGUGGACUCAUGAGUUGGAUGUGCGGUCUCAGAAGGAGAAUAUGUUUUCAAAGAUGUGA